AUGUCGCAUUCCGAGUCGACGGAAUCUGACCUUGACGACUUGUCGAGCUUUCUACAGGAGACCGAAUCAUCUCAAGAUGUAAUCUCGCACUGGCAGGCUCAGGAUGCUUCAGAACACUCGCCAAACGAGGAAGAAUUUCGUGCGACUUCUCCGGUAUCUGAGCUGACCAUGGAGGAAAUCCAGGCUGAAUGGAAGCCAGUGUUCAGAAAGCGUGCCCGAGACUGGUGA
Messenger RNA from Suillus fuscotomentosus, 228 nucleotides. RefSeq lists its product as uncharacterized. The record is from RefSeq and is a predicted model, not a curated record. Bases 1 to 228 code for a protein of 75 amino acids. The transcript has 2 exons. NCBI's taxonomy places the organism in Eukaryota, Fungi, Basidiomycota, Agaricomycetes, Boletales, Suillaceae.